CGAUGAUUUUGUGCUGUGUGCAAGGUGUUACGUCAUUACUUCGAGUGGGAGUUGAGGCUCACGAGACGGUGUGUUCUCAGUUUAUUCAUGUGCUUAUGUUUUUCGAUAUUUGUUUAACUUUAAUUUUGGCAGGGAUAUCUACACUUUGCUUAGUUAGCGAUUGAAUUUAAAAUAGAAUUCUGAAAUAUCACUGUUGGUGGAGAAAAUGAGUGUUGAGGCGUACGGGCCGAGCUCGCAGACUCUCACGUUCCUGGACACUGAGGAAGCGGAGUUGCUUGGAGCAGAUACCCAGGGUUCGGAGUAUGAGUUCACGGAUUUUACCCUGCCGAGCCAGACUCAAACAGGCCAAACGCAGAGUCAGUUGGAAAAUCAGGUGAAUGGGCCUGAUGGAGUUCUGCAGAAUGGGGAUGACCCUGUUGUGAAAGCAAGUCAACUUCUUGCAGAGUUGAACUUUGAAGAAGACGAGGAAGACAGCUAUUAUACUAAAGACCUCCCAGUCCAUGCAUGCAGUUACUGUGGCAUUCAUGAUCCUGCGUGCGUGGUGUAUUGCAACACCAGCAAGAAGUGGUUUUGCAAUGGACGUGGCAAUACAUCUGGCAGCCACAUUGUGAACCACCUGGUCAGAGCCAAGUCCAAGGAGGUGACUCUGCACAAGGAUGGUCCUUUGGGGGAGACUGUGCUGGAGUGCUACAACUGUGGCUGUCGCAACGUCUUCCUCCUGGGGUUCAUCCCUGCCAAGGCAGACUCUGUGGUGGUACUGCUUUGCAGGCAGCCAUGUGCCAGUCAGAGCAGUCUGAAAGACAUCAACUGGGACAGCUCCCAGUGGCAGCCGCUGAUCCAGGACCGCUGCUUCCUGUCCUGGCUGGUUAAGAUCCCCUCUGAGCAGGAGCAGCUCCGGGCCCGCCAGAUCACUGCGCAGCAGAUAAACAAGCUUGAGGAGCUCUGGAAGGAAAACCCCACAGCCACUCUGGAGGACCUGGAGAAGCCCGGCGUGGACGAGGAGCCUCAGCACGUGUUGCUGCGCUACGAGGAUGCCUACCAGUACCAGAACAUCUUUGGCCCCCUGGUCAAACUGGAGGCUGACUACGAUAAGAAACUCAAAGAGUCCCAGACCCAAGACAAUAUUACUGUCAGGUGGGACUUGGGACUCAAUAAAAAGCGGAUUGCUUAUUUCAGCCUUCCCAAGACGGACUCAGGUGACAUGCGCCUGAUGCAAGGAGAUGAGAUUUGCCUGAGGUACAAGGGAGACCUUGCCCCACUCUGGAAAGGCAUUGGACAUGUCAUCAAAGUCCCAGACAACUAUGGCGAUGAGAUAGCCAUUGAGCUGAGGAGCAGUGCUGGGGCUCCCGUGGAAGUACCACACAACUUCCAGGUUGACUUUGUGUGGAAGUCCACCUCCUUUGACCGGAUGCAGAGUGCCCUGAAGACCUUUGCCGUGGACGAGACGUCUGUGUCCGGGUACAUCUACCAUAAGCUGCUGGGUCACGAGGUGGAGGAUGUGGUCAUCAAGUGUCAGCUGCCCAAACGCUUCACCGCCCAGGGCCUGCCUGACCUCAACCACUCACAGGUAUAUGCUGUGAAGACUGUGCUGCAGCGUCCUCUCAGUCUCAUCCAGGGGCCCCCUGGCACAGGGAAAACGGUCACCUCUGCCACUGUAGUGUACCACCUGGCCAGACAGGGCAACGGGCCUGUGCUGGUGUGUGCUCCCAGUAACAUUGCGGUGGACCAGCUGACUGAGAAGAUCCAUAUGUCAGGUCUGAAGGUGGUGAGGCUGUCUGCCAAGAGCAGAGAGGCCAUCGACUCCCCUGUGUCCUUCCUGGCUCUGCACAACCAGAUCCGCAACAUGGACAGUAUACCAGAGCUUCAGAAGCUCCAGCAGCUGAAGGACGAGACUGGGGAGCUGUCCUCGUCGGAUGAGAAGCGCUACAGGGCCCUGAAGCGCACCGCCGAGAGGGAACUACUUAUGAAUGCUGAUGUGAUCUGCUGUACCUGUGUGGGGGCAGGAGACCCUCGCCUGGCCAAGAUGCAGUUCCGCUCCAUCCUCAUUGAUGAGAGCACCCAGGCCACUGAGCCAGAGUGUAUGGUGCCUGUCAUACUGGGGGCCAAGCAGCUGAUCCUGGUGGGAGACCACUGCCAGCUGGGUCCAGUAGUGAUGUGUAAGAAGGCCGCCAAGGCGGGCCUGUCCCAGUCCCUGUUUGAGCGUCUGGUGGUGCUGGGCAUCAGGCCCAUCCGUCUGCAGGUGCAGUACCGUAUGCACCCGGCCCUCAGCGCUUUCCCCUCCAACAUCUUCUACGAGGGCUCCCUGCAGAACGGAGUCACCGCAGCUGACCGCAUCAAGAAAGGCUUUGACUUCCAGUGGCCACAACCAGACAAGCCCAUGUUCUUCUAUGUGACCCUGGGCCAGGAAGAAAUUGCAAGCUCUGGAACCUCCUAUCUUAACAGAACUGAGGCUUCCAACGUGGAGAAGAUCACCACCAGGCUGCUCAAGGCCGGGGCCAAGCCUGACCAGAUAGGCAUCAUCACCCCCUACGAGGGCCAGAGGUCCUACCUGGUGCAGUACAUGCAGUUUAGCGGCUCCCUCCACACCAAGCUCUACCAGGAGGUGGAGAUAGCCAGCGUUGAUGCGUUCCAGGGCAGAGAAAAGGACUUCAUCAUCCUGUCCUGUGUCAGAGCCAACGAGCACCAGGGCAUUGGCUUCCUCAACGACCCACGCCGUCUCAACGUGGCUCUCACCAGGGCCAGGUAUGGGGUUAUCAUCGUGGGCAACCCCAAGGCCCUGUCCAAGCAGCCUCUGUGGAACCACCUGCUCAACUACUACAAGGAGCAGAAGGUUCUGGUGGAGGGACCCCUCAACAACCUGAGGGAGAGCCUCAUGCAGUUCAGCAAGCCCCGCAAGCUGGUCAACGCCGUCAACCCUGGGGGACGUUUCAUGAGCACAGCCAUGUAUGAUGCAAGGGAGGCUCUUAUUCCUGGAUCUGUGUAUGACCGCAGCAGCACUGGACGUUCAUCCAACAUGUACUUCCAGACCCACGACCAGAUCGGCAUGAUUGGCCCGGGCCCCAUGGCCUCCAUGAACAUCCCCUUCAACCUGGUCAUGCCCCCCAUGCCGCCGCCAGGCUACCUGGGCCAGGUCCACUGCCCCCCAGCAGGCCGUGGUGGAGGUAUGAAGGGUAAGGCGGGCGGCGGAGGGGCGCGAGGUGGGCGCCAGAGGAGCCGUGGCAUGGGGAACCACGGCGGAGGCAGCGGGCAGCACGGCCUCAUGAGUGGCAGCCAGGCCAGCCAGGACCUGGGCUCCCAGCCCUUCUCCCAGGGACCCCUCACCCAGGGCUACAUCACCAUGAGCCAGCCCUCCCAGAUGAGCCAGCCUGGCCUCUCCCAGCCUGAACUCUCUCAGGACAGCUACCUUGGCGAUGAGUUCAAGUCCCAGAUUGACGUGGCCCUCUCCCAAGACUCCACCUACCAAGGGGAAAGAGCCUAUCAACAUGGUGUGACUGGACUGUCCCAGUACUAGAGUGUUGUGGGAAAAGGAGCUAGGCCUGUGCUGAGCUUAGUUCGUCGCCAUUUUAAUCUGGGUAAUAUCAAAAAAAGAACAUAUGGAUACCCGUUUUCCACUGCUACAACUGAAGCACCACUGUGUGAAAGCAACAGGAGAGAGACAGAGAGAAACCAACCAAUCACAAGAGUGAAAGCAAAAUGGGGGUAGAGCUGGACAGGACAAGAGCGAGGAGGGAGAGAGAAGGCGCUGCUCGCACACAGAGAAAAGGAGAAGCAGCAUACGUUGGGGUAGCAGCGUCGGAGCGACGAGCCCUUUGAUGAGUCGAGGGGUGAAAGGUCAUGGAUCCUCAAUGGGGUCACAGGAGUCACAUCCCUGCCACCUCUUCUCCCCCAGGGACCACGAGUUAGUUGGCUGAGGACAUUGUUCUCGGAGCAGAGAGACUGAGAAGAGUUCUCACACAACCCUCCAACCUCACUCUACAAAACCGUCUCCUGACAGCUAGAGAGGGGAAAAAGGGGACGAAACUCUUGAAGCAGUCAGUCGAUUUGGGAAAAUUUCUAACCUCAAAGUUGAUCCGUGCUCAUGCUCUGCAUUUGAACAUGUUUGAGCGAGAGGAGAGAGGUUUUGGGCAGACCAAGAAUGGUAUUGUUGAACGUCUCAAACGGAAUCAAAUGGUGCAGGAGUCGGAAGAAUACUGACCAUUCAUCUUUUUCAACUUUGAGUUGGAAAGUUUUCUACAUGAGGUCUGUUGUUGCAGAGGUUUUGAAAGCUGGUGAAUUUCACUGGCUUUCCGCUCUGGUCUUUCUGAAGGAUAAGUGGUGGAAUGGCUCUUGAAACAAUUAAAGGAAACAUUAUUGUCUCGAGAUCUGAAGUGGUGGACUUGAAAGAUCUGUAGUUUGCGAGACAGGUUUUAGUUUUUUUCUGAGGUAUCUGUAGUACAAAAAGACGAGUAAAAAGAAUACCAUAACCAACUUAUUGUAAUCGAAAAAGCAGUCAUUACUUGCUCUUUAAAAUGACCUCCAAAUUAUUACUUUAAAAUGAGUCACAGCUUCACAGACAUCAAAUGCCACAAAGAAAGCACUUGUAGAAUGCACAUAUCAUUUGCAUGGCUAAUUCAUUAAUCAACAUUAAUCAGGGAGGUUAUCCCUAGAGACCCAAGUUUAAACAUGAAAUUAUGUAUUAAAUCAUGUUUUACUUUGUUGGUCAACUACUCUUAAGAGGUGUUGCAUGGGAACAAGAAUUUAUGUUCAGAGAGGUUAUAGUAAUGAAGUGUGUGAAUACUACUGGGAUAAGACUCAGCAGUAUUCACAAGUGGAAGUCUGGACCUGACUACUGAGGAAGGUUAGAAGCCUCUGGCAACUGCUAAAUGUAGGUAUUCAGUACUGGCUGUCAUUGGCCCAUGUGAAAAUGAUAACUGAAUGAAGGUUAUGAACUCACUUAAAUAUAUAUAUAUAUACACUGCUCAAAAAAAUAAUGGGAACACUUAAACAACACAAUGUAACUCCAAGUCAAUCACACUUCUGUGAAAUCAAACUGUCCACUUAGGAAGCAACACUGAUUGACAAUAAAUUUCACAUGCUGUUGUGCAAAUGGAAUAGACAACAGGUGGAAAUUAUAGGAAAUUAGCAAGACACCCCCAAAAAAGGAGUGAUUCUGCAGGUGGUGACCACAGACCACUUCUCAGUUCCUAUGCUUCCUGGCUGAUGUUUUGGUCACUUUUGAAUGCUGGCGGUGCUCUCACUCUAGUGGUAGCAUGAGACGGGGUCUACAACGCACACAAGUGGCUCAGGUAGUGCAGUUCACCCAGGAUGGCACAUCAAUGUGAGCUGUGGCAAAAAGGUUUGCUGUGUCUGUCAGCGUAGUGGCCUGCUGGAGGUCAUUUUGCAGGGCGCCGGCAGUUCACCUCCUUGCACAAAGGCGGAGGUAGCGGUCCUGCUGCUGGGUUGUUGCCCUCCUACGGUCUCCUGAUGUACUGGCCUGUCUCCUGGUAGCGCCUCCAUGCUCUGGACACUACGCUGACAGACACAGCAAACCUUUUUGCCACAGCUCGCAUUGAUGUGCCAUCCUGGAUGAACUGCACUACCUGAGCCACUUGUGUGGGUUGUAGACUCCGUCUCAUGCUACCACUAGAGUGAGAGCACCGCCAGCAUUCAAAAGUGACCAAAACAUCAGCCAGGAAGCAUAGGAACUGAGAAGUGGUCUGUGGUCACCACCUGCAGAAUCACUCCUUUUUAGGGGGUGUCUUGCUAAUUGCCUUUAAUUUCCAUCUGUUGUCUAUUCCAUUUGCACAACAGCAUGUGAAAUUUAUUGUCAAAUCAGUGUUGCAUCCUAAGUGGACAGUUUGAUUUCACAGAAGUGUGAUUGACUUGGAGUUACAUUGUGUUGUUUAAGUGUUCCCUUUAUUUUUUUGAGCAGUGUAUAUAAUUUCUGGCCAUACCUUGCUGAGUUUCUUGACCGAAGGAAGGCAUAUCUGUCAGUAUGUGGCAGAGGAUGAGAAUAAAUAUUUGUAUAUUGGUGUUGUAGACACAGGUCAUUUUACAUUUAGUGCCCAUGAAAGUUUAUGGUGUAGAUUUAUGUAGCCCCCACCACAGAUCUAGUCUCAAACCUGACCCUAGGCAAACCAGUGGGUGCGUUCCUUUGCUGAUGCAGGCCAGAUCGUACAACGUCUGGAUAGAUAUUUUACAUAUCAACUAUCCAAAUUAUAUAUAGCAAUCUGGUCCCCAACGACACAGUCGAGGACAUGCCAUGCAACCAAUGGUUGAUGCUUGCAAUGUCUGAGCAGGGGAACGCGACCAGUGACUAGGGUCUGGUUUCAAUGCUUGUGUUCCCCUGGUCAGACAUUGCACGUAUCAAUCAGUGGUUGCGUGCCCUGUCAUCGACUCUGUCUAUUGACUGACAGAUUGCUAUAACAUAUGACGUGGUUAGCUGAUACUUAAAAUGUCUGCACCGCCUGGGCACAGGAACGCCCCCAAUGAUGGACUCUUUUGGCGUAGAGGAACUGUCACUACCUACACUAUAUUUCCAGCAGUAUGUGGACACCGAUUCAAAUGAGUGGAUUCGGCUAUUUCAGCCCCAUCUGUUACUGAUGGGUAUAUAAAAUCGAGUACACAGCCAUGCAAUCUCCAUAGACAAACAUUGGCAAUAGAAUGACCUUACUGAAAUGCUAAGUGACUUUCAAUGUGGCACUGUCAUAGGAUGCCACCUUUCCAACAAGUCAGUUUGUCAAAUGUCGGCCCUGCUAGAGCUUCCCCAGUCAACUUUAAAUGCUGUUAUUGUGAAGUGGAAACGUCUAGGAGCAACAACGGCUCAGCCGCAAAGUGGUAGGCCACACAAGCUCAUAGAACGGGAACGCUGAGUGCUGAAGGGCAGAGCUUGUAAAAUUAGUCUGUCCUCGGUUGCAACACACAGUUCCAAACUGCCUCUGGAAGCAACAUCAGCUCAAGAACUGUUCAUCGGGAGCUUAAUGAAAUGGGUUUCCAUGGCCAAGCAUCCGCUCACAAGCCUAAGAUCACCAUGCGCAAUACUAAGCGUUGGCUGGAGUGGCGUAAAGCUCGCAGUCAUUGGACUCAGGAGUAGUGGAAAUGCGUUCUCUGGAGAGAUGAAUCACGCUUCACCAUCUGGCAGUCCGACGGAAGAAUCUGGGUUUGGCGAAUGCCAGGAGAAAGCUACCUGCCCCAAUGCAUAGUGCCAACUGUAAAGUUUGGUGGAGGAGGAAUAAUGGUUGGGCUGUUUUUCAUGGUUUCGACUAGGUCCCUUAGUUCCAGUGAAAGGAAAUCUAAAUGUUAAGGCAUACAAUGACAUUGAUGAUUUUGGACUUCCAACUUCGUGGCAACAGCAUGACAAUUCCCCUGUGCACAAAGCGAGGUUCUUUCAGAAAUAGUUUGUCGAUCAGUGUGGAAGAACUUUACUGGCCUGCACAGAGGCCUGACCUCAACCCCAUCGAACGCCUUUUGGAUGAAUUGGAACGCCAACUGCGAGCCAGGCCUAAACGCCCAACAUCAGUGCCGGACGUCACUAAUGCUCUUGUGGCUGAAUGGAAGCAAGUCCCCGCAGUAAUGUUCCAAGGAAACCUUUCCAGAAGAGAGUAGGCUGUUAUAGCAGCAAAGGGGGGACCAACUCCAUAUUAAUGGCCAUGAUUUUGGAAUGAUGAGCAGGUGUCCACGUACUUUUGGUAAUGUACUGUAAGGGGAAACAAAUAUUUUCCGGGGACUCUCCCAACAAACAAUGAGGCAGACAUGCCAGAACGUUGCGAUUCUAAACCAAAGUUUGGAGACAAAACUUUUGCAAUGGUUUUAUUGGAGGUAGUUUAUGCAAACUAGCCACUUGCUAAUUGCACUCAUUAAAAAUAACUUCUGUGAUCUCUAGCUACUAUUUGUAUUUUAUUUUGAGCGGAUAAAGUUGUGAUGUAGUUCCAUUAUGCAACGAGUCCAUACUUUAAACCAGACCCUAGUCACUGUGUUGUCUAGGGUCGGGUUUUCAAGCCUAACACAUCCCCCCUUUGGGGGGGAAAAAAUGUAUUUGGUAGAUUGCGAGAACCCUUUUAUCCAGUUGAAGUUGAAAUUUUACUUUCCCCUUUUGAAUGUCCUUUAGUUUUGAUAAAACUACCAAUACAUACAUCUUCAAACAUGUAGACCUACCCUGUCACAUGGAGAAUUGUUAUUGAUGCACAGUGCCUUCAGAAAGUAUUCAUACCUCUUAUUCUAUUUUGUUGUAUUUAUUAAGGAUCCCCAUCAGUUCCUGCCAAGGCAGAGGCUACUCUUCCCGGGGUCCAGAAACAUUAAGGCAGUAAUAUACCAUUUAAAAUAUUACGUAACAUUUCAUUUCAUAACACUUUUCACAACACAUUAAGUGUGUGUGCCCUCAGGCCACUACUCUACUACCAUAUCUACAAUACAACAUCCAUGUGUACAGUCCCCACUGUUCCAUAAGGUGUAUUUUUCUGUUUUUUAAACCUGAUUCUACUGCUUGCAUCAGUUACCUGAUGUGGAAUAGAGUUCCAUGUAGUCAUGGCUCCAUGUAGUACUGUGUAGUCUGUUCUGGAUUUUGGCAUUGUGAAGAGACCUCUGGUGGCAUGUCUUGUGGGAUAUGCAUGGGUGUGCAUUCAGCAUGUCAAUACUUUUUACAAAAACAAGUAGUGAUGAAGUCAAUCUUUCCUACUUUGAGCCAUGAGAGAUUGACAUGCAUAUUAUUGUUAGCUCUCUGUGUACAUUUAAGGGCCACCGAUGCUGCACUGUUCUGAGCCAAUUGUAAAUCCUUCUUUGUGGCACCUGACCACACGACUUGGCAGUAGUCCAGGUGAGACACAACUAGGGUCUGUAGGACCUGCCUUGUCGAUAGUUAAGCAAACAGACCUCUACCCAUCUUAGGUACCGUUGCAUCAACAUGUUUUGACCAUGACAGUUUACAAUCCAGGGUUACUCCAAGCAGUUUAGUCUCCUCAACUUGCUAAAAUUCCACAUUAUUCAUUACAAGAUUUAGUUGAUGUUUAGUGUCCCAAAUACAAUGUUUUUAGUUUUAGAAAUAUUUAGGACUAACUUGAAUUGUACAUUACUUUUAAAAUUCUCAAGCUCUGUCAAGUUGGUUGUUGAUCAUUGAUAGACAGCCAUUUUCAAGUCUUGUCAUAGAUUUUCAAGCUGAUUUAAAGUCAAAGCUCCUGAACAUUCAAUGUCAUCUUGGUAAGCAAACCCCAGUGUAUAUUUAGCCUUGUAUUUUAGGUUAUUGUCCUGCUGAAAGGUGAAUUAGUCUCCCAGUGUCUGUUGGAAAGAAGACUGAACCAGGUUUUCCUCUUUGAUUUUGCAUGUUCUUAACUCUAUUGUAAAUUUUUAUCCCCCAAAAAACUUCCCUAAUCUUUACUGAUGACAUAAUGCAGCCACCACCAUGCUUGAAAAUAUGGAGAGUGGUACUCAGUAAUGUGUUGUAUUGGAUUUGCCCCAAACACAGCGCUUUGUAUUCGGGACAAAGUUCAUUUCUUUACCACAUUUUUUUGCAGUUUUACUUUAGUGCCUUAUUGCAAACAGGAUGCAUGUUUUGUGAUAUUUGUAAUUCUGUACAUGUUUCAUUUUUUUUCACUCUGUCAUUUAGGUUAGUAUUGUGUGCAACUACAAUGUUGAACUGAGGAUUUAUUUCUCCUAUCACAGCCAUUAAACUCUAACUGUUUUAAAGUCACCAUUGGUCUCACGGUGAAAUCCCUGAAUGGUUUCCUUCCUCUCCGGCAUCUGAGUUAGGAAGGACGCCUGCAUCUUUGUAGUGACUGGGUGUAUUGAUACACCAUCCAAAGUGUGUAAUUAUUAACCUCACCAUGCUCAAAGGGAUAUUUAAUUUCUGCUUAUUUAAUUUUUUUGACCCAUCUACCAAUAGGUGCCCUGCUUUGCGAGGCAUUGGAAAACCUCCCCUGGUCUUUAUGGUUGAAUCUGCGCUUGAAAUUCACUGCUCGACUGAAAGCCCUUACAAUGAUCUGUAUGUGUGGGAUACAGAGAUGAUAAACACUAUUAUUGCACAGUGAUUUUUACUCCUGAAUUUAUUUAGUCUUGCCAUAAAGGGGUUGAAUACUUAUUUACUAAAGACAUUUCAGCUUUUCAUUUUUUAUUAUUUUGUAUAAAAAAUUAAAAUAAAUCCACUUUGACAUUAUGGAUAAUUGUAUGUAGGCCAGUGACACAAUCUCAAUUUUAAUAUAUUUACAAUUCAGGCUCUAACACAACAGAAUGUGGAAAAAGGCAAGCGGUGUGAUUACUUUCUGAAGGCACUGUAAUUUGUAUCAUUGAUGGUAAUUUCUCACGUGUAAAAGUAGUAUUUUGUGUUAAUCCUGCCGUGUUGAGUUUUAGGUCUGAAAUAUUUCACUCUGUAAUUCUGAAUUGUAUGUAACCAUCACUCGAUUCAUUACGGUACCCUCCAUUCCAUGUGUGAUAGUGUCAUCUGACAAUCAUUUUUAUGUAAUUUUGAGUCAUGUUAGGGUAUGAUUUUCAGAAGUCAUUGUCAUAUGCUAAUGUAGUUCAACAUUUUCUGUUAUGAACACCUGUGGAAAGACAUUUUAAGAUGCUACCCAUUCUGACUAAAUGUGUUUGUACCUACCAAAAAGAUCUGCAGAUAUCCAUAUCUUCUAGACAUUUACCACAUCCCUCCAGAUAAAUUAUGAAAAUGUGUUAUUUCCGACAGCGUUCCCUAUCUGACAACCUGUGCAUGUGCUGCUCGAUAGUACACCUCAAUUAUCAGGUUUCAUCACUAAACAUGCAUGUAUCUUUAUGAAAUUAGCCUAUUGUUUCAAAAGGGGAACUACUGAAGAUAAAAUAAACUGCUGCUGCAAAACAACUAAAUGGUUAGGGUAUGAAAUGAGUUCAAGUAGAUUAAAUAUUGGUCCACUACAAAUGGUAACUGAUCUUUGUUCAUCUUCAAAUAUAGUUCAAACAUAACACAACUCUUGAGUGUCUCAUGGGGUACAGGGAUUUUGGAAUGCCAAGAACCUUCAAUUACGACACAAAAUAGUCUAGAUUUGUCCUCUUUCUCCCCGUUAGCUGGUGUCAUCCUAGUAUUAUUUAUUUUCAUUAUUUGUUUCUGCUGGGGUUUUACUUUGGAGUGAAGUGAUGUUUCUUCUUGGAAAUUGCUUGAUUAUGAUUAUUUGGUCAUCUGUUAUACUCUCACUGAAAUGUCAUCCUUGUAACAUCUUUGAAAAAAAUAAAGGUUCCUUUUCACUCA
Molecule: messenger RNA, 11185 nt
Organism: Salvelinus fontinalis (brook trout)
Lineage: Eukaryota; Metazoa; Chordata; Actinopteri; Salmoniformes; Salmonidae
Product: regulator of nonsense transcripts 1-like
Exons: 23
Coding region: 206-3511 (1101 amino acids)
Biological process (GO): nuclear-transcribed mRNA catabolic process, nonsense-mediated decay
Cellular component (GO): cytoplasm
Molecular function (GO): RNA binding; zinc ion binding; DNA binding
Source: RefSeq, a predicted model, not a curated record